AUGGUCAGAACGACCAAUUUGUUUGUGCUUCUUCUUCUUCUCUCAUUGUCAUGCCUUGUGACACCUUCAAGUCCUCAGCACCCACCCGAUCAUGUUGCCUCGGCUCGCUUGCUCGAUUCUCAUCUUCAAGAUUUUGCCUUUAAGGCGCUUUCGACUCCAAGAACAGGGGUGCCUUAUGAUGCUGAAAUACCCACAAACCUAACAGGGAUGAAAGUUUCAACGAUGAGGCUCAGGAGUGGUAGUUUGAGAACUAGAGGGGUUUCCAGCUUCAAAGAAUUUGAGAUCCCACAAGGGGUAGUUGAAAUGCCUUAUGUGCAAAGGCUUGUGUUGGUGUACCACAACUUAGGUAAUUGGUCUGAAAUUUUUUACCCUUUACCUGGUUAUUCAUAUUUAGCUCCUGUUAUAGGCUUAUUAGCCUAUAGUGGUGUCAAUUUAUCUGCUUCAGGGUUACCUGAAUUGGAUUUAAGAGCAUCUGAGAAGCCAAUUUUGGUUAAGUUCUAUGAUGUGAAAUCAGCACCAUUUGGAUCAUUGGCCAAGUGUGUGUAUUUUGAUUUGCAUGGUUCAAUGCAAUUUGAAACCCUAUUACAUGGAAAUGUGUGUUCAGCAGUUCAACAAGGGCACUUCUCCAUAGUUGUCGAGUCAAAUGCACCGUCACCAUCACCAGGGGCACUAUCACCGUCCUCGGGUGAUGGUGGUGGUGGGAAAAUUGGGAGGAAGAAAUUCAAGUGGAAGAUUGUGGUGCCAUGUUUGGUUGGUGGGAUUGUGUUGUUGGGUUUGUUGAUUUAUAAAGUGAGAAGAGCCAGACAAGAUGCAAAAAUAAGGAAAAUGGAAUUAACUGCUGAGAGAAAUGAAAGUUUGAUAAUGGCUUCCAUUGGUGAUAGCAAAGCACCAAUUGCACUAUGGACUCGUACAAGUCCAGUGAUAGAAAAUGAUUAUGUUCCUUAG
Messenger RNA from Lotus japonicus, 945 nucleotides. RefSeq lists its product as uncharacterized. Lineage: Eukaryota; Viridiplantae; Streptophyta; Magnoliopsida; Fabales; Fabaceae. The coding region runs from base 1 to 945 and encodes 314 amino acids. The transcript has a single exon. Gene Ontology annotation, cellular component: membrane. The record is from RefSeq and is a predicted model, not a curated record.